AUGUGGUGAUAAAAGGUAGAUUGAAGCCUAGAAGAGUGACACGUGGCAGAUAAGGUUGCAUGUGAUUUCACGUCAUUUCAUUGAUUUAUGUAUCAGAGAGAAGAAGAAGAGAAAGAAGAAGAAGGAAAGAAGCAGCAAGAAGAGAUAUUUAUAAGUUUGAACAGAAAGAGGAGAAUGGCAGCUCUGUGUGGCCCUGCGUUGAACAGCUCCUUCCUGAGGAAGCAAGCAGUGAACACGUCAAGCAUGAAGGCAUUCGAAAACGCCAACGCCGUGUUUGGUGUGAAAGAAGGACGAGGUGGUCGUGUGACUGCCAUGGCCACUUACAAGGUGAAGCUGAUCACCCCCUCGGGAGAGAAAGAGAUAAAAUGCUCAGAUGAAGAAUACAUUCUUGAUGCUGCAGAAGAACAAGGCCUUGACCUNUUGCUCAAUUAA
Molecule: messenger RNA, 432 nt
Organism: Vigna umbellata (rice bean)
Lineage: Eukaryota; Viridiplantae; Streptophyta; Magnoliopsida; Fabales; Fabaceae
Source: RefSeq, a predicted model, not a curated record